Molecule: messenger RNA, 12217 nt
Organism: Oryctolagus cuniculus (rabbit)
Lineage: Eukaryota; Metazoa; Chordata; Mammalia; Lagomorpha; Leporidae
Source: RefSeq, a predicted model, not a curated record
GCCAGGGGCCUUCCCUGGGGACACGGGUUGGGGGGAGAUUUCCGGAUGGGCUCCAGGGAGGGCGAGAAUUUGGUGUUGGGGGCGGCAGCCAGGCUGUCAGGCUGGGUGAGGGGUUUGUGCCAAGUUAAGUAUGAAUGAAGACCCCCGCGGACCCCUCCCCGCCCCGGCGGCCCAGGGUGCCCCCAGAGGGGCUUCCAAGUUUGUCAGACCCGAGGAGGAGUGCCCCAGCCCCGUGCGCCCUGGGGUCCCGCCUCUGGGCAGCCCCUGGCCGGUGUUGCUGGCCUGGAGGGGCCCCGUGGCUGGGAGCUGUGGCUCUCGGCCCGUGGGUGCUGGUGUGCGGGGCAGAUGCGGCCGAGCCGGCUGAGACUCCCCACUGCGGGGCCUGGCGUGGCGCUGGCCGGGGCUCCUGUGUGGGCUGCCGGCUUCUGCACACGCAUGUGCACACGCACACACACACACACUCACAACACCAGGCUCCCCCAGAGGGUGCCAGACCCUCAGUCCCAACUCAAACCCCCGACCACCCUGGAGGGAGAGAGCCGGUCCUUGGGGUUGGCACAGGGAACAGGAGGGCAGAGGGGUGGCUGUGUCCCCGGGGGUCCAGGAAGGGGCGAGACUGGGACCCCCACCGCUGCGUCUCCCACUGGGGAGACCCCGGGCUGGCGCUCCCGGAGCAGUGCUCUCUGGCCGGGGCCUCCCAGGCCGCCCGCGCCCCAGGCCGGGUGGCGAGUCCUGGGCUCUGAUCACAUUUGUUUUUUUCUAAGCUGUGGCUGGCUGAAGUGCCGUGCAGUUGAAGGUCCAUUUAAGCGACUACUUGCCUAAGCCCUUUUGUCAACAGAGCCUAAUCCCUCGCGGGGGGUGGGUGUCAGAGGGCCUGGUGCGGCUGGCCGGGGCUCUGCUGGCCACUGGGGCCGGACCCGGCGCUGCCUGGGAGGCUGGGCUGCCCCUCUGGGCUGGGUCAGGCGCUUUCCCUUCCUCGGGCCUGGUGGCACUGGGAGGAGAGUCGCCCCUGCUCCGCGGCCCUGCUGCCCGGGGCUGGCCUGGCUCCCGUGCCUGCUGGGGGCUCGAGGCCCGAGCCUGCGGGGUCCGAGGGUCUCAGAGCAUGCCAGGCCCUGUUGGCUGCUGGUGGUUGCUUUCCCCUGGGGGACCUGGUGGCCCGGAGCAAAGGCGUGGGCUCCCUGACCACUGUCCAGGGCGGCCCUAGGCCCAGGGGGAGCACGGAGCCCCGCGGGGGGCUUCUGGUAACAUCGGAGCCCUUGGGACCCAAAAUAGAGCGCAUUCCCCGGCCUCCCAAAAUAACAGGGUCACGUGGACCCACGGAGGCCGGGCUUGGAGCGCAGCUCGGGCUUGGCCAGGCAGCUCCCGGCCGCGGGGGGCCGUUGGGGUGUUUGUUUUGGUAGAAUCCGGGGUGGGGGGGACUGUGUGUGUUGACCUGAGAAAGUUUCGGGGUGAGAAUGACGGCCCUCAGACAGACGCCUGCCUGGCCGUGGCCGUGGCUGUGGCCGUGGCCACCACCUUGUCGGGCAUGCGACUCUGCAGCCGGCUGCUGCGCGUGGGCCCAGGCGUACAGCCCCGACCCCUCUGCCCAGAGGUGGGGGACAGGGGACCACCACCCCACCAGUCCCCCGCCUCCCGGUCUCAGGCUGCGGCGGCCCUGAGGCCUUCGGAGGUGUGGGUGCAGAGCGGAGCCAGCAGCACCAGUCACGUGGGCGGCAGCCGUGGCCGGGUCCGGCUCUGCCAGCACUUCCAGCUGUGCCUGUCUUUCAGGGCCGUCUGCUGCGCAGGCUGCGGCCCGUCCCCUCGGAGCCGGAGCCGGGGAGGCUUGGUUGCGGCAUGCCUGCCGUCUGCCCCGGGGCCGUGGUGUCGGGAGAGGGUGGCCGAGGCGGGGUGUGUGUGUGUGUGUGUGUGUGUGUGUGUAGGCGGGGUGGGGUCUUCAGUGUCCACCCAGGGCCAGCGAGCCCUGCCCGGGGGCUGCCUCCGCCCGUGACCUGGGUCUCGGCUCAGUUUGAAUGUCUCAGGGCUGGUGUCCUGAGUGCCGAGCGAGGCCUGGUCCUCUGGAAAGGAGGGGUCCUGUGCCCAGCUCAGCCGUCCCCGGAGACACGGGGCAGGGGCCUCCCAGCUGGCUCAGGGCCGGCCCGUCGCUGGGCCGGGGCCUUGCAAGCCGAGGCCUGCCCCUCCCGCGCUGGCCCGGUUUAUCUCCCCCAGCCUGGGGGAGUCCCAUUCGCUGGCUUAUUUGCACGGGGAUUGGCCGCAGGCCGGUGACUGGUGGGGGCCGCUGUCUGAUCGGGGGGGCACCCUGUCCACGGCCAGCAGCGUUUGUGGUCUCCGAGUGCCGUCCGUCUCUCACCUUCCCUUCCUCUCCGCCUCCCGUUCCCUCCUUUUCUGGGCCGCAGAGGGGACGGGACAGGGGCCCCCCAGAACAGUCAGGGGACAUCCCCGGGAAAGCCAGCCUUGCGUGGGCCCUGAAGGACAGGCACAGCUGGGAGCGCCACCCGGCCUUGGGCUCCUCCGGGCUUCUCUCGUGGGGAACAUCUCCCCCUCUUUGGAGCCGAGACCCACCGUCAGGUCCUCUCUGCCUGCAGCCUGGGUCCGGGCGGCGCCGGGUCUCCAGUGUCAGACCGAGCGAGACCCGCCGAUGUGGGCGAGCGUGCGAGCGUGGGGGAGCAGGUGGGAAAAGGGGGCCUCGGCGGGCACAGAGGUGGCCCUGGCACCGGCUCCACGCAGGGCCCUCCCUGGAGCCUGGGGAGGCGGUGAGCGGGAGACCGCGGCGCCCGCGAGCGCUCAGCAUGGCCGUGGUCUUGCCCCAGCGCCUCUCGGGCGGGCGGACUGACCCUGGAGUUGGGAGGCAACUGUGCAGCUCAGCGGCUGAGCGGGCAUGAAAUGGGGCAGAGCGCGGUGGAGUCCGACGUCUGGGCCGUGGCGGGGAGGGAAGCGGGCUGCAGGCCCUGCCCGCGUGCACGCACCCGUGUCCUGGGGGGUGCGCGGGUGGGAGGAGGAGGAGGCUCCCUGGCUCCCUCCUGGGAUCCCUGCUGCCCCGCGCGUUGCCGAUCGCUGCAUCCGGUGGGUGCCUCGUGGGACCCCGUGGUGGCCUCUCCGAGGGGCUGGCCUCCCAGAUGGGGUGGGGGUGGGGUGGGGGACGGUCUGUUGCCCUUUGCACCCGGCUGUUUUGCCCCUGGGCAGUGCCCUCUGCUGUUCCCGGCAGAUUGGUGCCCCAGGCCAGGGUCGGUGGGCCGGGCUUCCUGGGGCAGGGGCGCCCACCCCCCAGCUCCUGCUGCGCCCCCUCCCCGCUGUGGCAUCCUUGGGAGCCGCCCGCCCCCCAGUCCCCGUCAGGGUCUCGGCAUCCUGUUUGGUGACGCGGGCCGAGGGCCGCGGUCCGGCCGUCUCAGCCCUGUCCCCUGGCGCCGUACUCAUGGCCUCUGCUGUCAAAGGCCCUCGCCCCCACCGGGGUCCCUGUUGGCUGGAGAAGGCUGCAGGGAGCCGGCCGGGGGACUGGGAGGGUUUGGCCACACGAGGUCCCCAGGGCGGGGACUCUGUCGUCUCUGGGCCCCCGUCCUCAGCACGCAUGUGCACGUGGACGGCCACGCUGCACAGUCCCCGUGCGCCCUUCCUGCGCCUGUCUUCCGCUUGCAGGCGCCUGCCAGCUGGGCCCUGCCACCCGGGGGCAGGGAGGAGCGUGGUCUCGGGUGGGCGCCCGGUGCCAGGACAGCCAGAGGCCUGGCGGUGGUCUGGAGGGGCGGGGACGUGUGAGGAGGUGAGGCCGGGAGGGGCCUCCGGAGACUGGGGCGUGGUGGCAUUCCCGGCUGGAGUUAGGCUCCCGGGUGCCGAGGGUGAGGGCUGCUUCCAGGGGGUCCUCGGGACCCUCAGGAGCGGCAGCAGCCUGGGCUGGGGGCUCCAGUGGUUUCCUGGGGGUCCCCCGGCUCCUCUGCCUGCGCCCUCCCAGGCACACCUCCCUGCGGUCCCGCCCCUUCUGACCUUUGCUCCUUAGGUCUGUCCUGGGGUGAGGGGCCCCCCUCCCCCACCGCUAACCGAGCCUGCUCAAGGCCUGGAGCGCUCCGAGCUGGGUGGCAGGACAGGUGCGGUCCCGGGGGCCAGGAGGGCCAAGCCCAGGCCCAGGACCCUGGAUGGCAGGGCCCCAGAGGGCCGUGCUGGGGCUGGACCUCGGGGCCGGGCGUUGUGGGGUCUCCCUGCCCCAGACCGCAUGGCCUCUGGGGGAGGGCGCACAGGGAACCUGGCCUGAGGGCCUGACAGUGUUUCCCACUGGGCCUCAGUUUCCCCAGGGCACGGGCUCAGGCUGGGGAGGGGAGGGGCGGGGGAGCUGGGCCCGGGCCAGGCCGUGUGAAAUCCUCCAGUGCGUGGAUAAGCCCCGUGGAGUUCAAAGCCGCCGGGUUUGGAGCCCGGCUGUAAUGAGGUUACUGAUUCAACAGGCUUCCUGGUGCUGCCGCCCAGAACCCAGGGCGGCUGCGAAGCCCCAGGGAGGGAGCUAAGUGUCCCGUAAUUGACCAAUUUAGCUUAAGUGUCCGAACUGGCCCGGGGCAGAGGUCAGGCGGUGACAGCCAGGUGCGCGGGGAGGCCUCCCAGGCGCCCUGUCCAGACCCCUUCCGAGCACCCCCCGGGGGGAGCUCCCUCUGCCCCCGGCCUCCGGCCAGAGCCCCCCGGGGGUCCUUGUGCCCACCCUUCUGUGCACCGAGAGGGUGCCGGGUGGUGCUGUGGUGUGGGACCGCGUGCCCGCUGCCGGGCUCAGGCCCCACUGUCAGCUCUGCUGGCCUCGCGUGUGUUCACACAGGGGCCGGGGGAGGGGGCUGUCCCCUGGGGUGCGCCCGGUGCCCUGCAGCGCCCAGCCUGGCGCCCGAGGCCCUGCCUGGCGGUUCACCCUGUUGAGCUGCGCGCCCUCCUCCCCACACCGUGGUCACUGACGGUGGCUGGAGCCGGGGCCAUGUGAGCCUGAGGAUGGGGGGCUGGGCAGAGGCAGUUCUGGGCUCCAGAGGCAAACUCUGGGGUCCGUGGGUGCACGACCCCUGACCCCCAUGGCUCAGAGUAGCUCAGGCCGCCCCGCCCCCCAGGCCUGCCCUUCCGAGGCCGUGCAGGGGUGCAGCCCAGGCUCUCCGACCGGCUUGCCGUGUGGCCCUGGCUGGGUCCCCUCCCCUCGCUGGCCUCGGCUUCUCUGGGGCCCGCUGGCACCCCGAGGCCACCCCCUUCCCCUGCUGCCACUUGGCGUGGUGCUGAGGGGCUGGUGUCUGGCUGGCGGGGCCACGGCCGGGCACAGGCUCUGCCCUCCUCCCACCCCCGCCGCCCCCGGCUGUGGGAGCAGAAAGUGGGUGGGGGGAGGGCCAGAGUCCGGGGGGGCCGGGGCGGGCGUGUGGUCAGCCCAGCCACGUGGACUGGGAGCGCUGGAACAGACACUUAGUGGCCUUAACAGUGGAGGGGCGGUGGGGGCAGCUCCGUGCCCGCCCCGCCGAGGCCAGGCCACCCCCUCCUCUCCCUGGGCGCCGACCUCUGCUGCCCGGGGUCCUGCACAACCCCCGCCCGGCCCCCCGCCCAGCGUCAGGCGGCCUCCUCACUGCCCGGGCUUGCUCCGGCCUGCAGAGCGUGGGAAGUCCUGGGAGCUUCGCAGAGGAGAUGGUGUUGUGCGUGGGUUUUGAGGGGGGCGUAGGAGUUGUUGAGUGUUGGGAAGUUGUGUUGUUGGGAAGGGAACCGAGGUACAAGGCAGGGGGCCGGGUGGACCUAUUCCAGGGAGGUCUGGCCCCAGCCGUGGGUACAGGGUCUUCCUUGGAAGGUGUCGGGGGUCUGCUCUGAUGGGGUGUGAGUGUCUGGGUGGGGGACCGCGUCGCCUGGGCGUGGUCAGCGGUGUGGGACGGGUGGGCCCUGUGAGGGGCAGAGGCCGGGAGCAUGCUUGGCCUCCACCUGGCCAUGCCCAGCCUGGCUGCUCCCCGGGCCGUCCCCUGUGGCCUGGCUGGUGUCCCUCCUCCUUCCCCGGGCACCAGAGGCCCUGGCCUGGAGUAUGGCCCACGCCGUCAGCCUUGGGGCACCGGCUCACGGGGUGAGUGGCCCUUAUGGGGGGGUCCCUCCUCUGCCCACGUGCCCGUCCCUGCCUCCCCUGCCGCGGGCCGGGCUGGGUGUUGUCUGCCGGAAGCCGCUGCCUGAGUGCUGAGUGGGACCAGAGUCCACGGGAGGCGGCGCUGCCCCCACCCCACCCCACCCCUGCUCCCGGACUUUCAGCCCAAGAUCAAGGUCGAGGAGAGGGCGGGGCGGCGGGCGCCUCUGUCAUUGGGUGCCAGGCCUCCGUGGGCGAGGCCGGGGCGGGGGAGCUGGCCCGCCUCUUCUCCCUUCUCUGUCACUCUGGGCCAAAGGUCAGGGCACCAGCGUGCCGGCCCGGUGGGGUCCGCCGUCUUGCACGGCUGGCACCCCGGAGCCUCGCGCUGGGCAGGCCCAGCGGCGGUGGUCUCCGCGCCCGUGCUGGACGCCAGGCCCAGGGCAGUGGGCUGCCGGCUCCCGACGGACGCCGAGCCUUGGAGCACCCGCUUCUGCCUCUCACUACUCAACGUCAGGUUCCACGUUGGUGAAGCGGAAGGAAGGGGCAAGGCGGCAGUGGGAAGGCAGCCCCGAGACCCCCGAGACCCCCAGUCCUGCCCCACCCGCCCCAGCUGGCUCCUGGCGCCCGUCGUCCGUGGGAUUGGCUCGUAGGGUGCCGCACCAUGCCCGUGGCGUCUGCUCGGCGAAUCGGUGCUCCCCAGGGCUCAGGCUGGGUGGGAUGAGCCCGUCCCUCGCUGAAGUGGGUUAAGUCACCCACAUGAGCCACCCUGCUCCUGUGGGGUCUGUGCGACCCCCGGACGGGGAACUCCUAGGCUGGCCUGGGGCCCUCGGCGCGCGCCGAGCUCUGGACAGAGCACAGGUUCCCAGAUGCAGAGGGAGGGGCCCCUGCCCCCGCCCCCCGCUGUGGGCCCUGGCUCCUUCCUGUGCUGCCCGGGGCCGGGGUCGGGGCAUAGCUCCCACCUGCUGCUCUCUGUCCAUCUGUCUGUCCACAUCUGGUUCCUGCUGGCCUGGGGAGGCCGGGUGGAACCAGGCGCAGCCCUCGAGGGGGUGAGGCCAGGGUGGGCGCUUCCCUGUGUGGGCUUGGACCAGGUUUCUCGUGACCCCCUGGACCCCGACUUCUCAUCUGGGAAGUGGGACUGUCGUCAGUCUCCAACAGGGCGGUGGGCGGAGGGGGGUGGGGGGGCUGGGCUGGCCGUGGCGCGUGGGGGCUGGGCCUUGUGUGUGGGUCACGAGGGUCGCCCAGGAGGUUGCCCCGCCCCGCACGGUGUGUGACAGCGGCGCACCCCGCGGUAGCACUGGGGUGCAGAACUGGAACCCAGGAGAGACGACCCAGGUGGGCUUUGGUUAGCUGCUCAGCUGCUGGCCACUCCUCGAGGUGCCUGGGAGACAGAGGUAGGGGCCGUGCUCCAGGAGGCCCCUCGUCCACAGCUGCUGGGGGGCGGGGCGCAGGCAGGGCCCGCCUUCCCAGGCUCACGGGGGAGACGGGCGGUCGGCAGCAGCCAGUGAGGGAUCUGGGUCGGGGUGCAGGCCAGGGCUGCGGGAGGAGCGCCCCCUUGCCCGAGGUGCUGCCGGCCAGCAGGGAAGCAGGAGAGAGGCCAGGGGGUGGGGUCAGACUCCAGGGCCCUGGCCGUCCUGCCCCGAGGGGGACAGAGCGGAGGUGCCGGCUCCUGGGCCCUGAGGGCGGCGUCUGAGCUGAGCUGGGUGGAGGCUCUGCUGCUGGGGGGGGCGGGAUACGAGACCUCGAGCCCUGGGGACAGGCUGGGCUGUACUGGGGAGGCACUGGGAACUUGGCGUGGGCGUGGACCUGCUGCCCGGCCUGUGUGUGGGGGCGGCCGGGGCCAGGUGGUCCUGGGGCGGCUGGGGUGGGGUGUUCCUGUGAAAGGCACCUGCCCAGCUCUCUGCGCGCUCUGGGGUGGGGGGCAGUCCUAGAGCUGGCUUCUGGUUCGUUCGUUCUUUCGUUCUUUCUUUCUUUCUUUCUUUCUUUCUUUCUUUCUCUUGAUUUAUUUAUUUAUUUAUUUAUUUGAAAGAGUUACAGAGAGGCAGAGAGAGAGAGAGGUCUUUCACCCGCUGGUUCACUCCCCAAGUGGCCACACGGCCGGAGCUGCGCCGAUCUGGGUCUCCCACGCGGGUGCAGGGCCCAAGGACUUGGUCCAUCCUCCACUGCUUUCCCAGGCCACAGCAGAGAGCUGGGUGGGAAGUGGAGCAGCCAAGUCUCAUACCGGCGCCCGUGUGGGUGCCAGCACUGUAGGCGGUGGUUUUACCCGCUGUGCCACAGCGCCAGCCCCCAGCCGCCCCCUCUCAUUUCCCAGGCACUGCCCUCCGCCCUCGCGGCUCCCGGGCUGCAGAGAGCGUGGACGCCCAGCGUCGGGCCCACGAAGCCGGCAGCAGGGAGGGGUCAGGUGGGCACGCCGGUCCUGGUUGAGCUGGUGAGGGACUCGUCAGCCGCCCCUGUGUGGCUGGAGGCGCCGGGUGGCGAGUGGCAUGUCCUGGAUCCCUGCCAGCAGCUGAGCCUGCCGGGGAGGGGGCUCCUGUGGCUGGGGGGUGGGGGCCUCCCUGUUGCAGCCUCCGUGGGGCGGCUGCGCAGUGUCCAGCAGGCAGGGCUGUCAGGGCCUCGGCCGGCCGGCGUCGUCCCCAGGCCUCCCUCGGGCAGGGUGUGGGCCCGUCCUGGCGACUCAGGCCGGCUCCGGGGCCGCGCACGCGUGCUCAGGUGGCCUCUUCCAGGUCACGGGCGAGGCCGAGGUCCCCGUACCUAUGCGGCCGCCCUGCCCGCACUGGAUCCCAGGACCGUGUCCGUGCUGGGCACCGCUGGAGGGGAGGAGCGGACGGCUCCCUCCCUCAGGUGUCCCUGGCCGCCUUUCCCAGAACGGGCGAUUGUUGGCGGCACCCUUGUGCACCAGGGAUUUGGUGCUUGGUGUCGGCCCACACCAGCAGGGACCCGGCUGGCCCACCAGCGCCUGGCGUCUGAGUCACUUGCCUGGGGUUGGCCACUGGCCCUGAGCCCCAACGCCCCAGCGCCCGUCUUGUCCAGCUCUGAGCGGCCCCCUCUGCGCCCCCCACCCCCGCCGGGCCCUCUGGCCGCACCGUCUUCCCCAGACCCCACUCGGGCACCUGCAUCAAAGCCGGGGGCGGGCUCCCUGCAGUGGGUAGGGCUCUGAGCCCGGGUACACGUGGGAGCCCGUGUGCACCAGUGUCCACGUGUGAGCCCAUGGCCCGCCACCCUGCGCCGUCAAGUCAGAGCUUGCGCCCGGCUCCUCCGUCAGCCGAGGGCCCUGGGGGUUGGUGUCCUGGCCGAGGGGACAGUGUGGGCGCGCGGGCAGGCCCAGCCCCGUGGGUGUUGGGGGGAGGGGCCGGGGGAGCUGGGGUUUUCCCCCCAGUGGGGACGGCUGGGUCAGGCUGAUGACGCCAUUCCCCAGGGUGGGAGGGGGUGAGGAGCUCCUGAAGUUGACCCCAGGCCACGGCCACGGGGACUUGCACGUGGACCGCAUCCCACUGCCGUGGCCCAGACUAAGGCAGGCAUCACUAGUCGUCUGUCGCACACAGAUUCUCCCCCGGCAGGUGCCCAGGGCCCAGCCCCCGACGUGGUGCAGCCUGGGUGUGGCCCUGCCCGGCCGCCUGGCCGCUGUGUCUGCCGUGGAGUUGUGUCCCGGGAGGUCAGGCGUGUCUGCCGUGGAGUUGUGUCCCGGGAGGUCAGGCGUGUCUGCCGUGGAGUUGUGUCCCGGGAGGUCAGGCGUGUCUGCCGUGGAGUUGUGUCCCGGGAGAUCAGGCGUGUCUGCCGUGGAGUUGUGUCCCGGGGAGGUCAGGCGUGUCUGCCGUGGAGUUGUGUCCCAGGAGGUCAGGCGUGUCUGCCGUGGAGUUGUGUCCCGGGAGAUCAGGCGUGUCUGCCGUGGAGUUGUGUCCCAGGAGGUCAGGCGUGUCUGCCGUGGAGUUGUGUCCCGGGGAGGUCAGGCCGUGUCUGCCGUGGAGUUGUGUCCCGGGAGGUCAGGCGUGUCUGCCGUGGAGUUGUGUCCCGGGAGGUCAGGCGUGUCUGCCGUGGAGUUGUGUCCCGGGGAGGUCAGGCGUGUCUGCCGUGGAGUUGUGUCCCGGGAGAUCAGGCGUGUCUGCCGUGGAGUUGUGUCCCGGGAGGUCAGGCGUGUCUGCCGUGGAGUUGUGUCCCGGGGAGGUCAGGCCGUGUCUGCCGUGGAGUUGUGUCCCGGGAGGUCAGGCCGUGUCUGCCGUGGAGUUGUGUCCCGGGAGGUCAGGCGUGUCUGCCGUGGAGUUGUGUCCCGGGAGGUCAGGCGUGUCUGCCGUGGAGUUGUGUCCCGGGAGGUCAGGCGUGUCUGCCGUGGAGUUGUGUCCCGGGGAGGUCAGGCGUGUCUGCCGUGGAGUUGUGUCCCGGGGAGGUCAGGCGUGUCUGCCGUGGAGUUGUGUCCCGGGGAGGUCAGGCCGGGCUGGGCCCCGAGCCGGGCCGUCACGCACACGUUAGCGCGAAUGGGCUGCAGCAGACCCCGGAGCGGCCGAGCAGGAAGGGACAGGAAGGAAGGCUUCCUGCCAUUGUGUGGACGAGGAAGUCGUGGACUGGGCGGCGUGGCCGGCCGCCUCGCGCUUGUCUCCUGACCGCCCACGGGAAGGCUCUGUGCUGCCCGCUCCCCACGCUCCCCACAGUGGGCCCUGCACCCCCGGCGUGACCACAGGGCCGAGGGCAGCGGGGGCAGGGUCUGUGCCCCCCCAGGUUGGUGUCGGGGUGGGCGGGGCACAACCUCGUGGCAGGGGCGGGGCCUGGAGCGGAGCCCGCCCUGUGUUUCCUACACACACACCCAGUGCUGGCUGGAGCCAUUUUAUUUCUGUUUCCUAUUUUUACUUCCCUGUUGGCUCUUUUUAGCAACUCCAAGUGAGAGAGGGCCCCGCCCACGGGGCUCCACCCGGCUUCCUGGCCCCGCCGGGCCUGGAGGAGGCUGGCGUGGGUGACCUGGGGUGGGGCGGGGGAGCGGGAUCCCAGCGCACACCUGGGCUGAGCUCCCCGCUCGCUCCCCGUCCUGUCCUCAGGCCCGGCCGAGCCGUGGUCCCUGCGCUCCCAGCUGGAGGGCGAGGGCUGGGGGGUGCCCUGGGGGGCAGCAGUGGACUUCGUGCGCUGUCUGCUCUGGCCUGGCCGCCCGUGGUGCGGGCCCCGCCCCUGUCGGGUCCCUGGUGCCGUGGGGUUUGAGAUGCCCCCUCUGGUGGGCGCUGUUGGGGGGCGUCUCCCUCAGGGCCUGGGGGCUGAGCUGAUCCGCACCUGCCUGUCGGGGCACAGUCAGGCCCAGCCGGUGGGCGGAGUCAGGGUGCUGGACAAGGCCCCCGGCCCAGCGGGGCUCCCAGGCCCGAGCGGGGUGGGGGGUGGGAGAGGGCGCUGGGGUCCCGCUGCGCUGCCCCCUCCCAUCCCCGCAGGCCCCCUGGGCUUCCCGCAGGGCUGGGGCCCGGAGCCGAUACUGGCAGCCCCUGCAGUGCCCAGCUGGGCCCUCCCUCCCUGGCUGGUGUCCUCCGUCCCAUCCGAUGUCGGAGGUGUGGCCAUCGGGGGUGCCGCCAUGGCGGCCAAGCCCUUGGGUCGGGGGCGUGUCCUCAGCCGAGGCCCCUGCAGACUGGGAGGUGAGGAGGGGGCUCCUCUGCCCCCCCCCCCCCCCGCGCCGUGUGGCCCAGGCCUUGUUGUGCUCCUCUGUGAAGUGGGUGACGGUGUCCCGGGAAGGUUUACCAAGCCAGGGCCUCCCCUUGGGCUCCUGGCGGGGAGGAGCCGGGGCCGGGGCUGUGCGGAGGUGUGGGGGCUGUGCCCCUGGAGGGGCGCGUUGCCCUGGGGGGGCUGGUUUCAGGGGCAGUUGCUUGCAGGACCGUCCAGGGGCCCAGCAGUUCCUCCAGACUGAUGGGCGGCUCCCAGGCCUGGGGCCCUGUCUUGGACAUUCCCCUGCCCCACACGUGGCCUGGAGAUGCCGCUGCCCUGGGGUGCCGCACAGAGCUGGUCACAGUGGGGGUGGGAUAAGGCCCCCCUCCCGCCCUCCAACACGCAGCCGUGCUGGACCCCUGGGGCCCAGCAAGGUGGUCAUGCCUCCUCCAGCUCUCCAGGAGGGCCUGGCCACACCCAGCCCAGGGUGCCUGGUGGCCGCGUCCUUGUCAGAUCUGUCCCAGUCCCGGGGCAGGGGGAUGUCAGGGGGCUGUGUGUGCAGCCUGCAGCCCCCAUAGCCCC